Molecule: messenger RNA, 2875 nt
Organism: Entelurus aequoreus (snake pipefish)
Lineage: Eukaryota; Metazoa; Chordata; Actinopteri; Syngnathiformes; Syngnathidae
Exons: 10
Coding region: 162-2345 (727 amino acids)
Source: RefSeq, a predicted model, not a curated record
CCGGUGUUUCAUUGUUUCUUUUCCCAAAAGAUGGCGGCCAAGCUUUACUAUGGAACAAAGAAGUCAAGCGAACACGGUUGGAUUGGACGACACAUACGAAGUACAGUGUAGUAUGCAGCGAACAUUUCGAAAGAUCAUGUUUCGAAGAGGGUCCCUUGCGAAUGGCAGAAAUGGGAAUCAGCACUCGUCGACUCGUGCUGAAGAAAGGUGCGAAGCCAACUAUUUUCGAUAGACCACGGACAAGUCCGGAGCACCCGACCCCCUCCACAAGCGGACAGACUGGGCACAUGAGGUCUGCAUUUGCCAAAAGGGAAAGGAAGAGGACAAUAGAUCAGAUCAUGGACAGUACGACUACGGCAUCAGUGGCGGAUGCGGUGGAUGAACCAAUGGCAAUGGCACUAGAUUUGCCUGAUGAGGAGGGCGAUCAAGAUCAGGGAAAUACAAGAGAACAAGGAUGCCAGACGGACUGGGUACCGAUUGGGACAGCACCAACAGCAAUGACCAGUAGCAAGAGCACCCAAACAGGGAAAAUACAUCAUAGAUCAAAGGGACACCAGGUGACCCCAGAGAUCCUCGAGAGGGUUAGAGCUCGGCCGGCCAGGGUUAGUGAAGUCCCAUUGUCAAGUGUAGCAGCUCCAUCUGACAGCCCCGAGAUGCAGACUAACAUAGCAGCUCCAGGUGUGUCUGGAAUGCAAGCCAAGCUACGACCACCUCCUGCAUUGUUUGAUGAAGGACCAGCAUCAAGUCCCACUGCGCCUUUUGUUGGUGGUUCUUCCGAUGACAGCUAUGUGCCGAGUGAGUCAACGACAUCGGAUCCGUGUCAAUCUGACGGGUCGCCAGAUCGCCCAUGUACUCACCAGAUGCGUGAAGAGGGCUGCCACAAGGAACCGAAGUACAUCAUCUUUGAGUCGUGCCUCCAGAGUCUCGUCAAGUGGUGUCACUGUCCAGUCUGUGGCAGCCAGGACAUAAGCCCUUCUUGGGAUUCGAACGGUACACAGCUGACCAUGACUCUUCAAUGUGCAUCAUGUGACCAGAGGAGUAGUUGGAGCAGCCAGCCAAACAUUGGCCCUUAUGCCGCGGGCAACAUCCUGCUGUCUGCUGGCAUCCUCUUCGCUGGGGCAUCUUCUGGCAAGGUGUUGCAAGUGCUGAACAGCAUCGGAGUGGUCACGUAUGUGAAGAGGACAUUUUUCAACCACCAGGAGCUCAUCCUGCAGCCAGCCAUCAAAAAGGUGUGGGAGGAACAGCAACGGACGCACCUCACCAUGCUGCAGGUGGAAGGCCGACCCCUCGUCCUUGGUGGUGAUGGGCGAGCAGACAGUCCGGGACACAGCGCCAAGUUCGGUACCUACACCACAAUGGAGCUUGUGGCCAAUGUGGUUCUCGACCUUCAGGUUGUACAGAGCAACGAAUGUCUUGGCAGCUACCAUAUGGAGAUGGAAGGACUGAAGAGGAUGGUGGAACUGCUGAUCAGCUGGGACCUGGAUGUCGGGGUGCUGGUGACAGACAGACACAGACAGAUCGCUAAAUGGAUUCGUGAAAACAUGCCCAAUACACGGCACUGCUAUGACAUCUGGCAUGUUGCAAAAUCCAUCGGAAAGAAACUGAAGGCCAUCGCCAAGCAUAAGGACUGUGAAGACCUGAAGCCCUGGGUGCAAAGUAUAAUCAACCACCUCUACUGGGCAGCAGUGUCUACACCGCCUGGAGAGGGGGAACUUCUGGUUGCCAAGUGGAAGUCUGUGGAGCGACACAUUCAGAACAUCCACAAGGACCAUGGCGACCUCUUCCCAAUUUGUACUCAUGGACAACUGCAACGGCAAAAGAAAUGGCUCAAACAAAGUUCACGCUCAGCAGUGAAACUGGAGGAGGUGGUCAACAACAAGUCCCUGCUAAAAGAUAUCGCCAUGCUGUCGGGUGAACACCAGACUUCCAAGGUGGAGGCGUUCCAUAGCCUUAUCAUACAGUUCGCACCGAAAAUGUAUGUCUUCUCAUACAUCGGAAUGCUGUGCAGGAACCUGCUUGCUGGGCUGCACUGGAACGAAAAUUCGAGCCGCCCUAUAGCCACUACACAAGCGGGUGCUGAGCGCUAUGCAGUACGCUACCCGAAGUAUAAAGCAGGGGGCCAUGUGGUCAAGAAAAUCGCGACAGAGCCAACAUACCGCUACGUAGAUGACUUGAUCAGGGAGGUUGUUGCUGGCUGCAGACAGACCCCUGACGAGAGAACACCACUCAGCGUCACUGUGGAUGUGCCUCCCUUCCUCUGCGAUGAACUGGAGAAGCCAGACAAGGAGGAAGCCAUCGCCAAGCACAGGAGUCGCUUCGGUAAGUGUGAAAUGCCCUCCCGGUAACAGUUAGAGAUGCUACCUCAGUAGAAGCAUUUAAGUCCCAUCUUAAAACUCAUUUGUAUACUCUAGCCUUUAAAUAGACCCCCUUUUUAGACCAGUUGAUCUGCCGUUUCUUUUCUUUUCUCCUCUGCCCCCCCCCCCCACGUGGAGGGGUUAUUCCGGUGACCAUGGAUAAAGUGCUGGCUGUCCAGAGUUGGGACCCGGGGUAUACCGCUCGCCUGUGCAUCGGUUGGGGACAUCUGCGCUGCUGACCCGUCUCCGCUCGGGGUGGCCUCCUGCUGGCUCCACUGGACCCUCACUAAUAUGUUAGACCCACUCGACAUCCAUUGCUUUCGGUCUCCCCUAGAGGGGGGGGGUUACCCACAUAUGCGGUCCUCUCCAAGGUUUCUCAUAGUCAUUCACAUCGACGUCCUACUGGGGUGAGUUUUCCUUGCCCGUGUGUGGGCUCUGUACCGAGGAUGUCGUUGUGGCUUGUGCGGCCCUUUGAGACAUUUGUGAUUUAGUGCUAUAUAAAUAAACAUUGAUUGAUUGAC